AUGAAAGGCCUGUCACUGAUCACCCUGUCUGCUGUGUUCUGCUGGGUCUCAGCUGACAUUCGCUGUCACUCCUGCUACAAGGUCCCAGUGCUGGGCUGCGUGGACCGGCAGUCCUGUCGCCUGGAGCCAAACCAGCAAUGCCUGACAACGAAUGUGUACCUCGGUAAGAUGUGGGUUUUCUCCAACCUGCGCUGUGGCACACCGGAAGAACCGUGCCGCGAGGCCUUCAACCAAACCAGCCGCAAACUGGGCCUGACCUACAACACCACCUGCUGCACAAAGGACAACUGCAACAGCCCGGCCCCCCGGCCCGCCCCGGGCCUGACCCUCGUCCUCUUCACCUCCCUGGCUGGCCUUGGCCUCUGGCUGCUGCACUGA
Molecule: messenger RNA, 378 nt
Organism: Echinops telfairi (small Madagascar hedgehog)
Lineage: Eukaryota; Metazoa; Chordata; Mammalia; Afrosoricida; Tenrecidae
Gene: LY6G6C
Product: lymphocyte antigen 6 family member G6C
Exons: 3
Coding region: 1-378 (125 amino acids)
Cellular component (GO): external side of plasma membrane; protein-containing complex
Source: RefSeq, a predicted model, not a curated record